CCUGUAUAUGUGUGUGAAGUAGGCAGCAAGGUCUUCCACCCAAACACCUAUAUGUAUAUGCAUAAAUACAUAACCUGCAGCUUUCUCACAACAAACUGUACUUAUAUCGCAGAUCAACGUUUCAUCGUGAAGCUUCCACUAAGCGCACCAUCUUCCUCAUAUUGGAGAAUCUAAUGUAAUUUGUAUGGACUGGUACUGGUCAGUGUUACUAGGUUCGGUUUUUACUGGCACCCAUAGUUAAUAUGGGUAUCUUUAGCCGCAAACAUAAAAAUUCCUAACAUAUUCUUGAUUAUGUGUGUAUUGUAAAUUAUGUCUCUGUUUUACACUAAAUAUUGCCCCCUGAUGAACCAUUGCUCAAUGGCGAGACAGGUUGGGGCUUUAGAAUAGGGUACUCAUUCUCCGUGGAUUUGUUAUAAGUACCCAUCCGAUCACGGAGCUGUUGUUUAUUUUCUAAUUGUGGUUUGUACAUUAAAUUGGUCUUGUUUUCACUACCUAUUAGUGGUGCUUUUGCAUUUUUAUCUACCAGCUAGGGCCUUUAGCUCUGGGGCUCCUUAUCUCUUAUACAAUGAAAAUUGCUUAUAUGAGCUAUAUAUCGUUACAUCUAGGUUUAAAUUUAGUAUACUCUCUUUGGAGAUCAGUGAUUUGUUAACUAAAAGACAAACAGAACUGACACUGGCAGUACAGGAUAACAUAGGCAAGAUGGAAACAGAACUUGGAGUACAGCAGGAACACAAGCAGGAAAUAACGCAGGAUAAAUGCAGGUAAAUCACAAUAGCACUAGACAAACACUUUUGCUGGUCACCAGGGAACCUAAAGCUCAGGCACCGUCUGGGUGGAGUGUGCUACUCAGGUACCCCUAGCCAUUUGCUGAGGACAGAGGCUGGAGUACUAGGUAGAAGCAUGGGGACAGCAGCAUGGUGAGCAGUGGGGCACCUCUGGCACAGGGGAGAGAAGGGCAAUGACAGCCAUGGGCCGCUGUCCUAACGGUACUGAUUGCAUAUUUAUUUUAAUGGGAAGUGGGAAAUAAACCAUUGUCAGACCCUCAUGGGUACAAUUUAUCAGGCAUCCAACAUGUCAUUGGAGAUUUCGGUGGACAGUCUGGUGGCACCACAGUAGGUCUUAUGCUGAUCCUACAAAAAUUAACAGGAAAAGCCAACUUCUAUCUAAUUUGUAUGGUCAGCUUUAUCAGACAAGCUAAACACUUAAAUGGAUUGGCGCAAAAACAACAGUGAUUAACUGUCUAAUAGGUGAUAAAUAUAUGACUGUGAGGGGUCCAUUUACUCUCUCAGUCCCAUGCGCCACUAGCCAGUAAACCAGGGGACUCAGGACCACCGUUCUUUUGAUUGGUGGGGGUCCUGAGUCCCCUGUAACUGUAAUUAAAAUGUAAAAGAAAACAAUUAUUAAUUCAAAGAUCUUUCAUCACCUCUACUGUUGCUUUUGCUUUCUUCAGAUUAAAUGGAAUGAAUCUCUCUUGAGGAAUGAAUAAGGAAACACUUGUACCAGUCACAUUGCUAACUGAUUGGGUCCAAAUUGACCAGGGACACUUUGGAUCUGUAUACAAAGCAAAGCAUAAAGUUUUUAAGGUUGAUGUGGCAGUUAAGAAACUUAAAGGGAAUAUAUCACAGGGCCUUACAGAUCUCUGUUCUGAGGCAGAGAAGAUGAAUUCUGCCUCAGCCAGCCCUUUCAUAAUCCGCCUGUAUGGGAUCUUGAAGGAAAAUCUGCAUGGAAUUCCUGGUAUCGUGAUGGAAUAUAUGGAGAAUGGCAGUUUAUAUACACUAAUGGAGAGAGUUAAUCCCAUUCCUUGGGCCUUGAAAUUUCGUUUCAUUUAUGAAGUGACAUUAGGAAUGAACUGGCUGCAUAAUCUGUCCACUCCUCUGCUACACUUGGACCUCAAAACAAAGAACGUUCUAGUAGAUGAGGGGCUCCACAUAAAGAUCUCAGACUUUGGCUUGUCCAAGUAUACAAGUGGACCUGAAGACUGUAAUGGGGUUGGGGGUACCCUGGAGUACAUGCCACCUGAAGCAUUCCAAGAAGGGUACCAGCCAAGCGCAUCAACCGAUGUUUACAGCUUUGCCAUCUUAACUGUAGUGGUGCUUAGAGGAGAAAGUCCUUAUCCUGUUGACAAAUCUGUCUUGAUACGUGAACAUGUUUCUCAUGGCCAGCGCCCAUGCCUUCGGGAAUUGGAAAUGGAGAAGUCAGUGAGAUAUCUAAAUGAGGCAAUUCAGUUCACCAAACACUGCUGGGAUAAUGACAAGUCCAAGAGGCCUCCGUUUAGUGAAUGUUGUAACAAAUGGGAGACAUUUUUCAGUGCACAUGAAAAAGAUAUUAGACAAGCGGUUAGACAAGUACAAGACAAGAUGGAUUCUCCUGUGUCUUCUGGUAAUACAAACGAUAUUUCAUAUAAAAAGGACACAGCGUCUGUAAAUACUAAAGAAAUGUCGGACAUGGUUCACAGAUUACAUACUCUGAGGUUUUCUGAAGCCCAACCUGCAUUAUCGGAGUCUGUGCCUCACAAAAUGCCACGUCAGCCUCCAAGGGUUCGUCCAGAAAUUCCACCACAAGGAGCUUUGGGAUCUCAUUACAGACCUAAAUCUAUGUAUUACCCAGAGUCGGUGCCUAUAAGGAGUUCUUCACAAAGUCAACAUCUAAGAGGUCCUCAAGUAACUAUACCGCCCGGUUACCCACCAGGAGUUAUGGGACCUAACUAUGGACAUCCUUCUCAAUAUUCCACAGGUGCUCCUCUAAAUUGGAAUCAACUGUUUCCACCUUAUUAUAAUUUUGUUCAACCUGCUACAUCUAACCCAACUACAAUAAAUAUUUCCGGUUGUACGAAUUUUCAAAUUGGAGAUAAUACCAUCAUGAAUGUGAAAGAACCACAAUAUUCUAGUCCACUUCGAAACAUGAGCUACAGGCAACCAGUCUCCACCAUGAGAAAUCACUAUUUUGCAAUGAUGAGACCAGAAACAAGACAGACUACUCAAGGAGAUUACAACACGUCGGCAAGAGAAGCAUUUCCAGAUCAGCCUUUCAACCAGGAGACUGUAGUUAAGAGUGAUCAAGAAUCCCACAUCCGUCCAAUACAAACCUCACCUGAAGGACAUUUCAGUAAUGCACGCAACCCACAACAAGUAGCUCAAGGCAGCAUGUCCACCACAGAAAAGCCCACAACAGGACAAUGACUUUUUUCAUGGUUUUGUGACUUUGGGGUGAGAGGAUUUGUUUUUUACCUUUUAGGCUACCUGUACAUGUUGCAGAAUACUAGUGGUUUUUGUGCAUGUAUUCCUGUGUGGAAAAAGCACCAUAUAGUACGGUACCGGUAAAGUAUAUUAGAUUAAACUAAUCAGAAUGCAGAUUUUUUUUUCUGUGCUGAAAUUGACCUGCAGUCCGGAUAUCUAAAUCCACAGCAUUUCAAUUAUGUUUUCUGUUUUAGUUGUGGAUUUCACCCUUUUCAAAUGAUUGUGAGAUCUACGAAAUUGUGUUUUUUGGCGCAGUUUGAGUGUAGAAACACACAGAAAUUUGCAUGGAAAUUUCUGUGGAUCUUCUGCAUAUUCACCUGCACCCUUGUGCAGGUACCCUUAGGGGUAGAGAUGAGCCAGUCGACUUCAGAUGAAACAUAUGAAGUCGAUUUGCAUAAAACUUUGUUUUAAUACUAUACGGAGCUAGCGCUCCAUACAGUAUUAGGGCUUUUUCACACGGCAGUAGUGCACCCGUGGCCGUAUUGAGGGACACAUACGGCGGUUCCGCAAUACACGCGUCACCAGCUGUGUGCAUUCCGCAUUACGGGUGCGAACCCAUUCGGUUUGCAUAAAACUUUGUUUCAAUCGCGUAAUAACUUCAU
This is a messenger RNA of Bufo gargarizans (Asiatic toad), 3838 nucleotides long. RefSeq names its product receptor interacting serine/threonine kinase 3 (gene RIPK3). The transcript is spliced from 16 exons. NCBI's taxonomy places the organism in Eukaryota, Metazoa, Chordata, Amphibia, Anura, Bufonidae. The record is from RefSeq and is a predicted model, not a curated record. Gene Ontology annotation, molecular function: ATP binding; JUN kinase kinase kinase activity. Gene Ontology annotation, biological process: protein phosphorylation. Bases 1479 to 3179 code for a protein of 566 amino acids.